AUGGGUUGUUGUUUGACUAAAGAAACUAAAGAUGCAAAAUAUGCCAAUGCAGGUUGUGAUGAACAUCCUGUUCCAAUUUAAUAGCCUGAAGAAUCACAUUAUUAGGAGGUUUGUGCUGAAGUUAUUCCUCCUAAGGAAUCAAAUAUAUAAAAAUAGGAUUAAGAAAAAUAGAUAACUUGGACAGAAGGAGAAAUGCUUGGAUAAGGAGCAUUUGGUAGGGUAGUAUUAGGGAUGAAUAGAAUUAGUGGAUAAAUUAUGGCUGUUAAAUAAGUAUUUAUAAAGAAUGGAGAUGAGAAUGUAAAUUCUAAUUAAUUUAUUAUUAGAAAGUAUAAUCAAUUCAAAGAGAAAUUGAAAUUUUGAGUAAAUUACAACAUCCAUAUAUAGUGCGUUAUUAUGGAUCAGAAAGAAAAAAAGAUUAAUUAAAUAUUUUUUUAGAGUUUGUAAGUGGUGGUUCUGUUCUUACAAUGAUAAAAAGAUUUGGAAAGUUUAAGGAGUCUUUGAUUAAAGUUUAUUUGAAGUAGAUUCUAUUAGGAUUAUAAUAUCUACACUCAUAAGGUGUGAUUCAUAGAGACAUUAAAGGAGCCAAUAUCUUAAUUAAUUAAAAUGGAUAAGUGAAAUUAGCAGGUAUUUAUUGUAGUAUUUAUUAUUUUCAAGAUUUUGGAAGUGGCAAAUAAUUAUCUGAAAUUAAAUAAGAAAUUGUUGGUUCUUUGUGUGGAACCCCAAAUUUUAUGGCUCCAGAAGUUAUUAAUUAACAACAAUAUGGAAAGUAGAUCAAAUUAUUUAUACUAAUAUUAGGAAGGCUGAUAUAUGGAGUCUUGGUUGCACAAUGAUUGAAAUGGCUACUGGACACCCUCCUUUUUUUGAAGUUAAGAAUAUUUAUACUAUUAUGGUUAAAAUAAGUAAGUUAACUGAAAUGAUUCCUAUUCCAGAAGAAUUGAAAUCAGAAUAAGCAAAGGAUUUUCUAAAGAGAUGUCUUCAAUUAAAUCCAGAAGAUCGAUGGGAAACAGAAGAUUUGCUUUAACAUCCAUUUUUAGUUUCAAAAGAAUAAAGAUAUAGUGGAAUUAAUUCAGCUUAAGAAAAAAAGAAUAGUUUUAUUACUGAUGAUCAAUUAUUUUAAUUACAUUCAGAAUUAAUACCAAAAUAGAAUUAAAAGUUAUAAUUUUCUUUUUAAUUGGAUGAUGAAUCAUAAACUCAAAAUGAAAAUUAAAUUGAAGAACAAGAAAUACCUUAAUAUUAAGAAUAAUAAGGUUAAGGUUCAUAAAGAGAUGAACCUAUCACAAAUAUUAUUAAAAUAACAAAUAAUAAUAAUCUAUAAUCAGAACCAGAUGAAAAAGCUUAUAAAGUAAUCAUUGAAUAGAAUUUUGAUGAUAGAAUUGACUUAUAAUAAUUUGAUUCUAAUUAGUCAUGUUAAAAAGGUAAAAAACUAAUAAUAAAUCGUUAAUGUUCACUAAAUUAAGCAUUAGAUUAGGUUUUAAAUGAUGUAUAUCAACAAUAAUAAUCUAAAUCACUUAAUCCACUAAUAAACUGA
Messenger RNA from Paramecium pentaurelia, 1528 nucleotides. The record is from the annotation of a GenBank genome assembly. NCBI's taxonomy places the organism in Eukaryota, Ciliophora, Oligohymenophorea, Peniculida, Parameciidae.